AUGUUACGGCAAUCUCUGAACUCGCGGGGGGCGACCUUCGCGGGGGAGCAAACUAGUGUGUUUGGAAUUGGAGUCGCCUUCAUGGCUUUUACCUUUGUUGUGAUUGCCCUUCGAAUAUACGUGAGAGCGGUGUUACUGCGCGCAUGGGGAUGCGAUGAUGAUAUUGACCUGAAGAAUCAGAUCUUAACAUUCGGUCUCAGCAUUGCGUCAAUACUGGCGGCAUACUAUGGGGUUGGAAAACACUAUGUAGAUGUUCCCGUGGAAGACCGAAUUCCUAUGCUCAAGGCAAGCCUCAAACAGUGUAUAUGGGCUACACGUCUCCUUUACGUCCUUGGUCUAGGUUUCAUCAAGUUGUCUCUUCUUUGGUUCUAUCUCCGGCUUGAAGCACGGCGGUACAUGCAAUGGCUUGUUUACUCCGUCAUCUUCAUCGUCCUGGGCGUGUCAAUUUCGAGCUUCUUCGUCGACACGCUGUCCUGUGUGCCUACCUCUAAAUUUUGGGAUUCAAGCAAAUCCGGUCACUGUAUGUCGUCCGCAUCCCAGCAGACAUUUUAUGAGGUCAACGGCAUCCUGGUCAUUGUCAUGGAUAUUCUGAUCUGGUCCGUUCCUAUUCCGAUGCUUUGGCGUGUUCGUAUCUCUCUAAUUGCUGUUCUAGGGGUCUUCAGCGUCGGUCUCUUAUCCAUAGCCGCAGCCUGUGUGCGGUACAACACCGUCCUACAGCUAGCAGACAAUCCCGACGAAACCUACGUCCUCGCUGCCUCGCUCAACUGGUGCGGCAUCGAGGCCUACGUUGCUGUCUUCUGCGGCUCCACCCCAUCCCUAUAUGUUUUUGCGAAGCGCUAUCUCCCUCGACUACUGGGCUCAUCCUACGCGCAAAAGUCCCACACUACAUACCCCGGGCAGAGCAACUCGAAGAGAUUCAGUGCAGCGUUCCGCGCAGCCUCGCGUCCUAUCCCGAGUGAAAGUCGGCUAGGUGAAAGUCAGGAUGCACUGCAUGAUAGCGAUGGCAUUAUGCUCAAGACCGAUAUUCAUUGGGAGAUCACGGAUGCGGAUGCAAUUGCCAUUGCCGAUGCGGAGGGAGAAGUUGGACCUCAUCAUGUACCAUAA
Aspergillus ibericus CBS 121593 is the source of this 1104-nucleotide messenger RNA. RefSeq lists its product as uncharacterized. Lineage: Eukaryota; Fungi; Ascomycota; Eurotiomycetes; Eurotiales; Aspergillaceae. The transcript has 8 exons. The record is from RefSeq and is a predicted model, not a curated record. Bases 1 to 1104 code for a protein of 367 amino acids.